Messenger RNA from Sesamum indicum (sesame), 1844 nucleotides. RefSeq names its product Xanthine/uracil permease family protein. The record is from RefSeq and is a predicted model, not a curated record. NCBI's taxonomy places the organism in Eukaryota, Viridiplantae, Streptophyta, Magnoliopsida, Lamiales, Pedaliaceae. Gene Ontology annotation, biological process: transmembrane transport. Gene Ontology annotation, molecular function: transmembrane transporter activity. Gene Ontology annotation, cellular component: membrane.
AUGGGUGACAUUGCACACCCUCCCAUGGAGCAGCUUCAGGACCUUGAGUACUGCAUUGAUUCUAAUCCUCCAUGGCCUGAAACCAUUUUGUUAGCAUUUCAGAACUACAUUUUAGUGCUUGGCACAAGUGUGAUGAUUCCCACAGUGCUUGUCCCUACGAUGGGUGGAUCUGAUGGGGAUAAAGCACGAGUUAUUCAGACAUUGCUUUUUGUAGCUGGCAUCAACACCCUUCUUCAGGCCCUCUUUGGGACCAGGUUACCUGCUGUUGUUGGAGGGUCCUUUGCUUAUCUUGUUCCCAUAGCAUAUAUUAUUAAUGACUCGCAAUUGCAACGGAUUGAUGAGCCUCAUGUAAGAUUUACACAAACUAUGAGAGCUAUCCAAGGAGCUCUUAUUGUUGCUGCGAGUAUACAAAUAAUUCUGGGGUACAGCCAAGUGUGGGGUCUCUUUUCACGCUUCUUCAGUCCCCUUGGAAUGGCACCUGUCGUUGGAUUAGUUGGUUUGGGCUUAUUUCAACGAGGAUUUCCAGCACUAGGUAACUGUGUAGAAAUUGGUUUGCCAAUGCUUUUCUUGGUUAUCGCCUUGUCACAAUAUCUGAAGCAUGUUAAGCCACUGAGGGACUUCCCCAUAUUUGAACGGUUUCCUGUAUUGAUCUGCGUCUCCAUUAUUUGGAUAUACUCCCUCAUACUAACAGCUAGUGGAGCUUACCGUGGCAAACCGAGUGAAACUCAAGUCAGUUGCCGUACAGACAGGGCAAAUCUUAUAUCCACAGCUCCAUGGUUCAAGUUCCCGUAUCCUCUGCAGUGGGGCCCACCUACGUUUGCGGCAGGUCAUUCCUUUGCCAUGAUGUCUGCUGUUCUUGUCUCAAUGGUUGAGUCCACUGGAGCAUACAAAGCAGCAUCUCGUCUGGCAAUUGCCACCCCACCUCCAGCCUAUGUACUGAGUCGAGGCAUUGGUUGGCAGGGGAUAGGCAUUUUGCUCGAUGGUCUUUUUGGGACACUCACGGGUUCUACAGUAUCCGUGGAAAAUGUGGGGCUCCUUGGACUAACUCGAGUUGGAAGCCGGAGAGUUGUUCAGAUUUCCGCUGGCUUCAUGAUUUUCUUUUCUAUCUUAGGGAAAUUUGGAGCCGUUUUCGCAUCUAUACCAUUUCCGAUAUUUGCUGCAUUAUACUGUGUCCUAUUUGGCCUUGUAGGAUCUGUCGGUUUAUCGUUUCUUCAAUUUACUAAUAUGAACUCCAUGAGAAACCUCUUUAUUACUGGUCUUUCCCUCUUUCUUGGGAUCUCGAUUCCUCAAUUUUUUGACGAAUAUUGGGUUCUUCCCCGUCGUGGACUGGUUCACACUAAUGCUGGAUGGUUCAACGCGUUCUUGAACACCAUAUUCAUGUCCCCUCCCACGGUUGGGUUGAUCAUCGCUGUUUUCCUCGACAACACAAUAGAAGUGGAGAAGUCUAAGAAAGACCGGGGGAUGCCGUGGUGGGUGAAGUUCAGGACGUUCAGAGGCGACAACCGGAACGAAGAAUUCUACACGUUGCCGUUUAACCUAAACAGAUUCUUCCCGCCAACAUAGCUGUUUGAAAUGAAGCUAUUUUUCUUAGGUUUAUUUUGAAAACAAUUAUUGAGCUAAUUAACAUGGUUAGAUUUGAGUUCAUUGAGGCUAAAUUUCCUACAUAUAUAUAUGUGAAAAAGUGACUAAACUUAGUGCAGGCUAAUAUUGUUCAUUUCUUCAAAAUCAUUCAAUUUUUUGGAGGGAGGGUCAAGAACCUGGAAGGAGUCUGGACCCUCUAAUCAAUGCUGUAGGGCUUUCUUUAACUUUGAUGAGAUAAUGGAAAAUAAGGUAUCUUUUGUGUG